This is a messenger RNA of Aspergillus heteromorphus CBS 117.55, 807 nucleotides long. RefSeq lists its product as uncharacterized. The transcript has a single exon. The record is from RefSeq and is a predicted model, not a curated record. NCBI's taxonomy places the organism in Eukaryota, Fungi, Ascomycota, Eurotiomycetes, Eurotiales, Aspergillaceae. Bases 257 to 739 code for a protein of 160 amino acids.
UGACAGGACUAGCGGAGGGCGUACCGGGGGAUGGGGGGUGGUUGAGGUUGCCAUCUCGGGGCAAUGGGAUCCCGUGCUGGCCCCUACGGCGUAUAUCUCCUUCUGCCCGCUUCUGUUGGCUUUUGUUGAGGUCGGGUGGAACCGAGCGCUCUUACUACUUAGUCAAGUCACUCUGCUGAUGCUGCGGCGGCUUAUGAGAUGUCAUCAAACACGCGCAAUCCCUUGACUGUGGCGUGUUGACCGAUGCGGCAUCGCGAUGGUAUGUCUUCUGCAGGGAUGGCCUGCAUCCUGCCUGGAGGGGGUGGCCAAUGACGUCGCCCAAUCCGGGUGGACACCUGAGGCUGCUCGGCUGCUAGUCUGUCAGGCUGUCAGGCCGCAAGGCAGGCAGGCAGGAUCCAGGCACCGACCCCACGUCGGAUCUGAAGAUCCACUCUCAUCAGGGGGUUCCCGAUAUCAGAUUCGACUAAAAGCACCACUGUCCAGGCAGUCCGAGGGUCAGGCAGUUGCAAUGAUAUGUUCCUGUUCCCUCCCUGGUAUUUCUACGUCAAGUUCUCGUUCGUCAGCAUGGACCAAUGACGUACGUAGUGCGUGGUACUACUUCAGUUACCGUAUCGCUGUUGGUUCCCUACAAAAUAUAUCUUCAACACCCAAUCACCUGCAUAUACAAUUUAAACCAAGCACAUAUAUACUUAUCUACCGCAACGAAGAGAAAUCUACUUGGCUUUGGACAAUCCAAUGAAGGACCUUAUCCUCAGACCCUCAAGUAAGCCCCCAGGAUCCGGACGGUUACGCCAACUAUGCUACAAU